Molecule: messenger RNA, 957 nt
Organism: Pseudocercospora fijiensis CIRAD86
Lineage: Eukaryota; Fungi; Ascomycota; Dothideomycetes; Mycosphaerellales; Mycosphaerellaceae
Exons: 1
Coding region: 1-957 (318 amino acids)
Source: RefSeq, a predicted model, not a curated record
AUGACACAGGCUCUCGACCUAGCGACAUCUUUCAAGACGCUCGUGGAGGGACUCAAUGGCCAAUUCGAAACAGAGAAAGCGAAGGUAGCUGCUCAAGCGGUAGACCUCUCCGCCAAAGACGCUCAGAUCGAGAAACUCCAUGAUCUGUGGAAGACUUCAAGUUUGCGGGAAGAAUCAGCACGACUCCAAUGCGAGCAGACCGCGAGUCAGCUUGACAUUGAGCAGCGCAAGCUUGAGAGCAGUACGACCGAGCUGAAUGCAAAGGAGUGGGAGAUUAAAAACCUUCAACGCCAGACGGAUGAGUGGAAGAGAGCCUAUGAACGAGAAAAGACAGGUCAGCGCGAGACUGGACAGAACAGAUCUAUGCUCAUGAGGGAUCUCGCCGAGGAGAGGGCCAAAAAUGCCACCAUCACCGAGUCUGUCACUUCUCUGACGAAGGAGAUCGCAGUGCUGAAGCGGGCCAAGACACCAAAGAAGACUCAAGAUACCGGAAAGAAAAUCAAUGACACGCCGAAGGCACACGCGGACACGGCCCAGAAGCUUCGCAAGAAGCAUGAGGAGACCGUCCGCAAACUUGAGACGAAGCAGAAGGAAGAGACCAACGAGUUGCAGGAAGAGUUGAACGCAUCUCAGCUAAGAGAAAGUCUUCUGCAGGAUGAGAAUUCCGAGCAGGCUUCGGAGAUCAAGUAUCAAGAUUGCCAGAUCACAAAGCUAAGGAAGGACGUCAAGAAAGCUGGAAAGAAGUCCGAGAAGGAUGCACAGAAGGCCAUUGAGAAGGCAAACAAGGAGAUUGAAGGAUUUCGAGCUAUGGCUGAGAAGAGCGAGGGCAAGGCUGAGAAGUACGAGGAAGUUUUCGAGGCAGCAAGAAAUGUGGUCCGGAGCGACGUCAACAGAGACUGGCAGGACUUUGCAGCAAAGAUGGAGGAUCUCUCAGAGGCGGUCAAGAGUCAUGCUUGA